AUGGAAAUUGACAGCGCCCCAGGAGGGACUAAAAGGAAGGCAGAGGAUGAUAUCUGGAUUCCGAGACCAAAACAAAGGAUCAGGGCUCUUGAUCCCGAUGUUGUGAACAAGAUUGCAGCCGGGGAGAUUAUUGUUGCCCCUGUUCACGCGCUCAAAGAACUGAUUGAAAACGCUGUGGAUGCAGGCUCGACGUCGCUGGAAAUUCUUGUUAAAGAUGGAGGUUUAAAGCUGCUUCAAAUCACUGAUAACGGUGGUGGCAUUGAGAAAGAAGACUUGGAAAUAUUAUGCGUGAGGCAUACGACAUCCAAAAUCUCUACAUUUGAAGAUCUAUCGUCCAUUGCUACAUAUGGAUUCCGCGGCGAGGCUUUGGCCAGCAUCAGUCAUAUUGCCCAUCUUACAGUCACGACAAAAACCAAAGAAGCAGCUCUCGCCUGGCGCGCCCAUUAUCUAGACGGAAAGCUAGCUCCCGCGAAGCCAGGGCAGUCCGCGGAACCCAAAGCGGUUGCCGGCCGCCAGGGAACCCAAAUUACAGUGGAGGAUUUGUUUUUCAAUGUGCCAACACGUCGAAGAGCGUUUCGAUCUUAUGCCGAUGAGUUCAACAAGAUCAUCGACAUGGCAGGGCGCUAUGCAGUUCACUGCCAAGGUGUUGGCUUCACUUGUAAGAAGGCCGGCGAGGCAUCCAAUUCACUGUCCGUACAAGCGCAAGCAACAGUGAUAGACCGUAUCCGCCACAUCUAUGGCGGCAUGGUCGCCAAUGAGCUGAUUGAACUAACUGUCUCUGACGAUCGAUGGGGAUUCUCGGCCAAUGGCUACGUCACAAAUGCCAAUUAUGGCAUCAGGAAGAGCAAUUUCCUCUUGUUCAUCAAUCACCGCUGUGUUGAAUCGUCAACCAUGAAAAAGGCGAUUGAACAGACAUAUACUAGCUUCUUGCCCAAGGGUGGCCACCCUUUCAUCUAUCUCAGUCUGGAAAUUGACCCGGCCCGAGUGGAUGUUAACGUCCACCCUACCAAACGGGAAGUUCAUUUCCUCAACGAAGAAGAGGUCAUCCAGGCUAUCUGCAAGAAAAUCGAGUCGGAGCUCGCUGCUGUGGAUGAAAGUCGAACAUUUCUGACACAGUCACUGUUACCAGGAGCCAAACCAGUUGAACCUUUGGACGAGGAUGAUAGCGAUGCCGUCCCUAAAUUCACGACACCAGCUCUCAGGAAGGUGCGGCGAAAUUCAAAUGACCUUGUCCGAACGGAUAAAUCUCAGGGCAAGAUUACAGCCAUGUUCUCGCCUGCCGGCCCCGCUGAUAAAGCAGAUUCUCCUGCUAGAGCAAUGGAAGACGAACCGUUCGCGGUUCCGGAACCGAUAGAAUACACGACGAUAGACCGCGACCAAGUAAAUUGCCGGCUCAGAAGCAUCAAGGAGCUACGCCAAGAGGCUCGAGAUGAGAUCAACGAGGAGUUGACAGAGAUGAUCGCCUCUCACACGUUUGUUGGUGUCGUCGACGAGAAGCGACGGCUUGCCGCUAUCCAGGCAGGCGUGAAACUAUAUUUGAUCGACUAUGGCCACAUGUGCUUCGAGUUCUUUUACCAGCUUGGUUUGACUGACUUUGGAAACUUUGGCGUAAUCAAUUUCAGCCCUCCUCUAGAUCUCAGAGAACUUCUUCAGCUGGCAGUAGAAGGGGAGCACGAAUCUGUUGGGAUAACACCCGAAGACAACUUCAAUUACAGUUUCAUCGUUAAAACGGUAGCAAAUAAACUCAUCGAACGGAGAGAGAUGCUCCAAGAGUAUUUUUCUCUCGAAAUCACGCCUACUGGAGAGGUGGUUUCCAUCCCUCUUCUUGUUAAGGGAUAUACCCCGUCUAUCGCAAAACUUCCCCGAUUUCUUCUUCGCCUCGGGCCCUAUGUCAAUUGGAACGAUGAAAAGCAGUGCUUCAAGACGUUCCUCACGGAGCUGGCGACGUUUUAUGUCCCCGAAGCAUUGCCCACGACGCAGACGGGGGAAGUUGAAGAAGAGGACUUGGAGGAAUCGUACUUGGAUGACGAGCAGGUACAGGAACUGAACAGUGAUGAGAUUCUUGAGGAGGUGAGAAAAAGGAGACAGCACGUUCGAUGGGCUGUUGAGCAUGUCUUCUUCCCAGCGUUUAGGUCGCGUCUUAUUGGGACGACUAAGCUCAUGCAAAAUGCCGUGUUAGAAGUGGCGAGCUUGAAGGGGCUAUAUAAGGUGUUUGAGCGGUGUUAA
Messenger RNA from Trichoderma harzianum CBS 226.95, 2226 nucleotides. RefSeq lists its product as hypothetical. The record is from RefSeq and is a predicted model, not a curated record. Lineage: Eukaryota; Fungi; Ascomycota; Sordariomycetes; Hypocreales; Hypocreaceae. Gene Ontology annotation, cellular component: MutLalpha complex. Gene Ontology annotation, biological process: mismatch repair. The coding region runs from base 1 to 2226 and encodes 741 amino acids. The transcript is spliced from 3 exons. Gene Ontology annotation, molecular function: ATP-dependent DNA damage sensor activity; ATP binding; mismatched DNA binding.